This is a messenger RNA of Diaporthe citri, 3471 nucleotides long. RefSeq lists its product as uncharacterized. The record is from RefSeq and is a predicted model, not a curated record. Bases 1 to 3471 code for a protein of 1156 amino acids. The transcript is spliced from 3 exons. Lineage: Eukaryota; Fungi; Ascomycota; Sordariomycetes; Diaporthales; Diaporthaceae.
AUGACGGAACAGGAUGCCAGCCCUCAGCAGCGCCUCCUCCAACCGCCUCGCGGCCACCGACCGGCCUCGCAGGACCGCCAUGCUGCCCCAGCCAGCCCAGAGGUGGGCGAGUCGAGCGCCUCCGGCAGCAUCAUGAACAGCACCUGGACCACCGAUGCCACCCUGGCACAGCGGCCCUCCCACGACGACGCUCCGGUCAACGGCCACGCAGGCGGGCAACAGAGGAGCAGUGAUAUCGCAAGAGAAAACAAGCGCCAGCCUCACCACUCGAAACCGUACAAACCACGAUCCAGCGGCGCAUUCCUCCUUUCCGACCCCUUUGAAGACGCAGUCGUGGAGGACACUCGACCGCACAAGCACCGCUCGCGGCGCACAGCUGAAAAAGGCAAAAGCAAAAGAGAGUCCGAGGGCACCAUCCCCUCGCACGUCGACGUCAUCGCUGGAUAUGGAAUCGACGCAAAUUGUCAAUAUGGCCUUGAAUCUGAGCGAGUCGAGGCGCAUGGCGCAGAGAAGGAAUGCCCCGCCUUCGACCCUACGAACGACGGUGGUGGCUACAGGUACCACUUUUCUAGUUCGACUUUGGCGAGGGCUCAGAAGGCGAAGGAUUACAUGGAUCUUCUUGCUCAAUACCGCCGGGCACUCGAGCUGCUACCGCCCUUGAAACCAAACACAUUAUCCAAGACGUCGACCACCAGUGACUAUGCGCUCUCGGGCUCUACAUCUGCAAAUCCGCUUAAUUUCGACACCGCCGGUCAGAUUGGCCGCCCAUACGAUCCAUUACAGUACAUCAGGAAUCGCAAGGUCAGGGCUAGGGAGAGGAAGACCAUCGAUGGCGAGAGCCAAGGCUUUGGCGAUGUGAGUAGGGUCACAGACUGGGUGGACGAGGUUGCGAAAUGGGUCGCCACUCGCCAAAUUCGAACUCCGGGCAGCUCUGCCCUUCCACCAUUUGCUGGCGCAGACGUCUUCACGGUUGAGACAUCCCCGCCGUCCCACGUGUCCCGGACCUCAAACGCUAUCACGAAGCCGAAACGACCUAGGAACGACUGGACCAUCGAGCCGGCUGAUCUUGUGGCAGAUAUCUAUUGGCUGGAACAGGAUGACCAUAAAAGACUGGUUGAAGACCGCAACUGGCGGCGCGUCUUCCCACAAGACUCGGGGUUAUACCGGCCGCUUUCACAAGCCACAAACGAGGCUUCACCUGCGGUUCCAUCUAAGCAUGCACAGCUCCAACUAUCAGGGGCGGAAGACGGGCCAGGAAAGUCAACUGCGGACGCUAAAGCGACCAAGGCCGAUCAUGACCAUGCCUCAGGUGGUACGCGUGAAAGAGCUCGCCAGAAGUUGCAGGAGCUUAGGAGCUUCCAUCGGCACACAAACUCCUCACAUGGUCAUUCGCACAAUCCACUCCGUCGACGGGACUCGUCCUCCUCAAGUUCAUCUGAUUCGGACAGCCAGAAGAAACGCAGCAGAAAGAACACAAUAGAUAUCGACAAGGAUAUUCUUGAGAAGCAGAUGAUGGAAAUGAUAGCGCGGGAGGAAGCUCAAGAAAGCGAGGCCAAAUUGUCACAGGAGCCCGAGCUAAAGGAGGCCAAGUCCCUUCCGUCAAACUCUAUCAGACCAGAACGUCUGGAGAACUCGGAUUCAACUGGAGGUAGUCGCCAGCACAGCCGAAGAGGAUCCUUUAGCAACGUUGGCGGUGUUGAGGAGAAAAAUCACGCCGAUCGACCCAAGAUCACUUCGUCACAGCGCCCGAGUCGGGAAAGCCUGGAAGUUCCUCCAUUCUGGGGAAGGCCGUCGAUGGAAUCUGAGUCUUCUCCUCCAGACUCGCCCGAAGCCCGCACCUCGCGUCGCGAUAACUACUUCAUACCUGGCAUUGGCACAAACCUGUCGCCAGCUUCCAGUAGGACUGGAUCGCCGUCCAGGAAUCCAUUCUCCAAAGUCAAGCAGAUGUUCCGCGACCGUAGCCGGGAGCGACCUUCGGAACGCCAGCACGAGAUCCAAUCGAGUGAGAAGGAGGAUGGUGUUGAAGUUGCCGCUGUGUCCUCCGACAGGCUGUCUAGUACCCCCGAACUGGUGGACAAACGAGGACGAUCGCGGUCGAGGAAUGGCUCCGUUGGGCCAGAGCCGAAGAUUAUUACAUCACGGCUCACCGGUGACAGCCAAAAGUCGCACCGCAAGACGAACAGCAUGCGCUUGGCAGACCCCGGCGCCGGCCUGCGAAGUCUUUUCAAGGGGCCGCGGAUCGACAGCGUCCUCAAGUCAGGUGUCUCCAAGGUCAGCGAGCUACUGUGGAAGAAAGAGUCGGAGGCUGAAGAUUCUGACUCCUCGACUUCAUCUUCCGACGGCACGGAUGUCGAGGAGCGCGGUAGACGCAAGCAGGGCAAAUCGCUGUCUCCGACUGCCUCGAUCAGAGGCCGUCCAGGGCACGUCAAACAAGAGUCGAAACACUUCCUCGACGUCAUGCCUCCAUUCGUGUCUGCAUCGGACGGCCGCCAUGCACCUCCAGGUGUGUCGCUCUCGAGGCCGGCUAGUCGCCGGUCGACCCGAUUUGAGCUCCUGAAGCCUCCCAGGAUAGAUAUCUCGGUUGCAGACUCGUCCGCGGACACACAAAAGGACCCAGAAGUCGAUAUCUCAGACUCCGAAAUGCGCAUGAGUAAUAUCCACGAGGAGCCGGUGUUUGGUGGCAGACGUCCAGGCUCAGCGUUGUCUGCACAGUCGCCCAAGACCCGCCGGUUCUCGGCAGCUUUCAACAGGGACAGCCGUCAUUUCUCUCUAUCGGAGCAGACUUCCGUGCCCGAACGUGCGCCGUUGACCAGGCGGGAAGUUGCUCGUGUCAAGGCCCUUAUGCUCAGCUCUGGCGUGAUGGCCAUGAAUAUAUCCCGUCGGGCCCACCAAGCCCAGGUCCUCGAUGUCAUGACGGCCAACGAGAGCAGUGACGUUCUUUCGGCGCUCGGCAACAGGGUCUCGUGGCCCGAGAUCACUCAGCUUGCGCCUGCAGACCAGCGGCAGGAGCUCCUCAGAAAGCCCAUCUCGGAGGCAGAUCUCUUCCCCGUGACGGCACAGGUGCUCGGCACGGCGAUCCAGACGUCCAGGCAGCGGUGGGAGUCUGCGGCCGAGUCGUUCCGGCACAGGACCCGCAGCGACAUCAACGGGCAGAUCGAGCAGCUGCGGACGCGGCUGCAGCUGGACCUGAGCGCGAUGACCCGUGCGGCAGCGGAGGAGGCGGACGAGGUCAGCGGGGACCUUGUGGACGGGCAGCGCCGCAAGGUCAAGGCUGUGGUGGACGUCAUCGACAAGCUAUCGCGGCGGCGAAGGCGGCGUUUCCGCUGGGCGCGGCGCGCGGGCUGGCUGGCGCUCGAGUGGGCGCUGGUCGGGUUCAUGUGGUACGUUUGGCUCGUCGUCAUGAUCGCGAGGGUGUUCCUCGGGGUCGGCAAGGGCUUCGUCCGGGGCGUGAGGUGGCUGCUGUGGCUGUAG